Molecule: messenger RNA, 924 nt
Organism: Mugil cephalus (flathead mullet)
Lineage: Eukaryota; Metazoa; Chordata; Actinopteri; Mugiliformes; Mugilidae
Product: OX-2 membrane glycoprotein-like
Exons: 4
Coding region: 154-924 (256 amino acids)
Molecular function (GO): cell-cell adhesion mediator activity
Source: RefSeq, a predicted model, not a curated record
AUGAAAAACGAAAGCAAUUCGCGGGGCAGUCCCACUGCGGACUGAAUACAGAGGAAGCUCGUGAGUCAUGAGAUGGAAAGUAGCAUUUUAGAACAAUAAUACCCAUGGUGCUUCUCUUUCCUGGUUGAUGUAGAGACGUAUAGCCCCGCAACAAUGGCGGGCGGCGCUGCUGUGUGUUUCUUCAUAGCGUUUGGGAUCUUUUCUAAAGGUCUAACAGCUGUGAUCCAGACACAGCAGACUGUGAUGGCAGCAGUGGGAGACAAAGCCUCUUUACACUGUCAGCUCAUGGAAACUAAAGAUGUCCUUCAAGUCACGUGGCAGAAGAUCUUCCCUGGAGGAGGCACUAAUGUUGCCACCUACAACAAAGUCUUUGGUGAAACAGUGAAUCCUGAAUUCAAAGAUAAAGUAGAGUUUGAAGAUGCUGGACUUCAGAACUGCUCCAUAGUCAUCAAUAAUGUGACGGAGCAGGAUGAAGGCUGCUAUCUCUGUUUGUUCAACUCCUACCCUGAAGGAGCUCUGACAGGAAGAACAUGUCUCCAAGUUUACGAGCUGCAUCAACCUGUUCUACAUGUCAGAGAAUCAAACUCUAUUGGAGAGGUAGUUGUGUCCUGUUCAGCCACAGGUCGACCUGCUCCCACUGUAACACUGAGAGCUACACAAGCAGACCGCAGCUUGACUGACUACGACAGCGUCAGUGUGUCUAACACCAACGGUACAGUCACUGUCACCACUACAGCUGUGCUGUCAGCUCUCCAUGUAAACAGCACACAGGUUGGAUGUAGAGUUGGAGUGCUCUCUGGUCCUCAGAUAGAGGUGUUGGAGACCAUUCCUGGGCUCAAACCCACGUCUGCUGAUGAUGAUCAAUCUGGAUCUGAUCACAGAGAUUUUAGUCUGGAUUCAUGUUUAUUCAUGAUCAGUUUAUGA